This is a messenger RNA of Adineta ricciae, 1578 nucleotides long. The record is from the annotation of a GenBank genome assembly. Lineage: Eukaryota; Metazoa; Rotifera; Eurotatoria; Adinetida; Adinetidae.
AUGUUCUUAACAUUCAUUCUUAUUUCGGUUGUCGUAUGUUUGACUGUUCUGUAUCUAUGGACAACAAACAAUGCUUACGAUUAUUUCAAACGUCAUGGUAUUCCGGGACCGCCACAUCGGUUCUUCUUUGGACAUUACAAAGAAUUUUGGGGAACAAAAUCGUUUUCAAUCAUGAUUCAGCAGUGGACAAAGCAGUACGGGUCUGUUUAUGGUUUAUUCAUGGGUACGAAGCCGAUGUAUGUUGUAUCGGACGUCGAUUUCAUUCAGGAAGUUUACAUUAAACAAUUUUCAUCGUUCCACACGCGACUCGUACCGAGUAUUUUACGUGUACGCACCGACAGUAAUAUCCAUCUAUUUCGUGCUACUGGAGACUCAUGGCGUCGUCAACGACAUAUUAUUAAUCCGACAUUUUCAUCUGGAAAAUUGAAAUUGAUGUCCCCAUUAGUAGAUGGUUGCAUCGAUGCCCUGCUGACAAAGUUAUCUGAAGAGGUAACGAAUGAGCAUACAGAAAUAAAUAUUUAUGAAAUGUACAAGAGAUUGACUAUGGAUGUAAUUUGUCGUUGUGCAUUUGGCAUUGAUACAGAUAUGCAAAAUGAUCCAAACAAUAUGUAUCUACAAAAAUCAGCUGAGGUUUUCAAAUCAGACGUCGAACAAAUGGUACUUUUUAAGAUAUGUAGUGUGAUGCCCAUCUUCGCGAAGCCUAUACAUGAUGUUAUAUUUGGCAUUCAACGUAUCCAGAAAGCAUUUACCCAUUCGAUUCCGAUUCUGAGCAAUUUUGAACCACAUCCAGCUCAAUGGCUGCUCCAACGUCUAGACGAAGUACUUCAACUUCGCUAUCAGUCUAUGUCAAAUCCACAAAAGCGCAUUGACUUAUUACAACUGAUGAUCGAUGCAGCACGUGACACUAAGACUUUGAAUGAAACAGAAGGACAUGGCGAAUUAAAAGUGUUGAAACUCAGUGAAAUCAUUCCUAACAUUUUCUUAUUCAUGAUUGCUGGUUAUGAAACAACAUCGACUGCUCUGGCUUAUUCGACCUAUGUACUUGCUACACAUCCUGACAUUCAACGACAGCUUUUCAGUGAGAUCGAUCAGCAUCGCAUCGACCACAAUGAUCACGACGCUGUUUAUGAUACAGCAAUGAAUCUGACUUAUCUCGAUUUAUUUGUCCGUGAAGUACUUCGUAUGUAUCCUAUAACCAGUAAAGCGAUGGCACGUGAAUGUAACACAACCACUACAGUUUGCGGUCACACUAUCGAAGAAGGUAGUGUAAUUCAGCCUGAUGUUUUCACCAUUCACUACAAUUCUGAGCUGUGGGGCCCAGAAGAUCCAAACAUCUUCUAUCCAGAAAGACAUGCCGAGAAACGACAUCCGGCUGCAUGGAUACCAUUCGGUAUUGGCCCGAGAAUUUGUAUUGGUAUGCGAUUUGCACUGAUGGAACUGAAGAUGUGUUUAAUUCGACUAUUGAGAGAAUAUGAGAUCGUGGCCAGUGAUCGAAUCGAAGAAGGAUUUCGACGAGAGGAAAGACUGGUCAUUCAACCAGAUGCGAUAUUUGUCAAAUUACAAAAACGUUCUUCUUAA